UUGACUUCCUUGAAUCCAGAUAUGCACACACAACAAGACAUGGAGGUGAAACUCCUCAAAGGAUAUAGCUGGAAGAGAUGCAGUUUGGCUCAGGAUAAAGGUCCACUCAGGUGCCACAUUAAAAAAGGAUUCAUUCUGUUGCUCACAUUGACAUUCUUAUUGUCUGCCAUUGUUUACUUCUCUGACUUCACUCUCAAGACCACUGCACCUCCUCCUGGGACCUGGUAUAAAAACGUGGUAAAUCAGAUACGUUCCUUUUACAUGUCUAUUGAGUUCCCUUAUGGCCGUGAUAAUCAAGCAAUAUUUAUAGCAUCUGCGCCCACACCCAAAACUCAUCAACAAGUCCAGCAAAGAGCUACACAAAUUUCUAAGCAAACCACAGACAUUUCAGUGCAUUAUCAUAUAGCUCAUCCAAGCAACUAUCAUUACAUUCUGGAUGAACCUGAUAAAUGUCAGGAGAGUCCGUUCCUGGUCUUGAUGGUCCCCGUGGCGCCCCAUCAGGUAGAAGCUCGAAACGCCAUCCGGAGCACAUGGGGGAAUGAGAGCACAGUCCAGGGAAAAGCAGUGAUGACUCUCUUCUUGGUGGGUUUGACUGGAGGAUCCGACUCUGAAAAAGCUCAACAGCAGCUGGAGGAAGAGAGCCGACAACACAGAGACUUACUGCAGAGCAACUUUGUGGACUCGUACUUCAACCUGACCAUAAAGACGAUGGUGAUCAUGGACUGGUUGGCCACUCGUUGCCCUCAAGCCAGUUUCAGUAUGAAGGUCGAUUCUGACAUGUACUUAAACCUGGAAAACCUGGUUACUCUUCUAUUGGCACCCAACACACCCCGACAGAACUACAUCACUGGAAUGGUAAUGUGGAACCGGCCUGUCGUCAGAAACAAAAACUCAAAAUGGUACGUGUCAGAGGAGUCGUACCCCGAACCAAUUUACCCCACUUACCUGCUUGGAAUGGGAUAUGUUUUCUCCAAUGACCUGCCAGAAAAAAUAGUUGAGGCUUCCAAGGAAAUAAAGGCCUUCAACAUAGAAGAUGCAUAUGUGGGCGCUUGUGUGAAACAUUUGGGUAUUACACCCUCAUCCCCCCCAGACCCUUCACAGUUCAGAGCCUAUCUGGGACAAUAUAAACGAGAGGAUUUUCUCAGGGUCAUUACAACAAUCCUGGGAUCCCCGCAGCAGCUAAUAGACAUCUGGAAGGACGUAAAGAGAGCCACAUAGAGGGAUCAAAUUUGAGUGUUUAAUGGUUGCCUGAAAUUGAUUUACAUAAGACGCAAGACUGUGAUAAUGCACAAAUGUUUGGGGAAAAAUGCAUCAUUUUUUUCAGGAUAUUUUUUGUUUUUAU
Molecule: messenger RNA, 1342 nt
Organism: Pimephales promelas (fathead minnow)
Lineage: Eukaryota; Metazoa; Chordata; Actinopteri; Cypriniformes; Leuciscidae
Gene: b3galt10.1
Product: beta-1,3-galactosyltransferase 10, tandem duplicate 1
Biological process (GO): protein O-linked glycosylation
Cellular component (GO): Golgi membrane
Molecular function (GO): N-acetyl-beta-D-glucosaminide beta-(1,3)-galactosyltransferase activity
Source: RefSeq, a predicted model, not a curated record